Messenger RNA from Spirometra erinaceieuropaei, 1341 nucleotides. The record is from the annotation of a GenBank genome assembly. Lineage: Eukaryota; Metazoa; Platyhelminthes; Cestoda; Diphyllobothriidea; Diphyllobothriidae.
AUGGAUCAUUCCUCCUUGCCCGAUGGUCUGGGAGAACCCUCGCCAGUUUCCUUCGAGCUCUGGUUGAGGAGGUGCGGCUUCCAAGAAACCCUUUGCGACCUCUUUAAGCGCCACGCAAUAGACGGCGAGAGUUUCGGUCUGCUCAACGAGAAUGAUCUCCGCGAAAUGGGUAUCGAUCAGAUCGGCUUACGCAAGCGCAUUCUAUUUCUCAUUGAUCAAUGGCGCGGCUACGUGAAACACCAGAGGUCUCUACCCCCUGACGAACUCCCCUCUUUAAUCGGGCCUACCAACGACCUGACGGUAUCGACAGUGGCCCGCCCUUUCUCUACAGAAUCCAGGAUCAGGACAAAAUCUGACCAGACCUUCAAUUCGGUUGGCCUAUCCAGAGGCUCCGCUGUCCACCGACGCCUACCUUCUCAAAGCGAGUCAUAUUCUGUCUGCGAGACCAAUCCCAAACUUUGGAAGGUCGCUGUGAGCGCUCUGUACGCCAUGCUUGCCCUCUGUUUCACCUCUUUUGUUAUGGUCCUCGUGCACGAACGUCUUCCCGAUAUGUCCAAGUACCCCCCUCUGCCAGACAUCUUACUCGACAACCUGCCUUACAUUCCCUGGGCCUUUGAGGCCGCUGAGGUUGUGGCUGUUGCCCUGCUGGCCGUAUGGCUUGUUGUUCUGGUUUUUCAUCGACAUCGCUUCAUCCUCCUGCGGCGCUACUGUUCGCUCCUGGGGACAGUUUUUCUGCUGCGCAGUGUCACUAUGUUUAUCACCUCGCUCAGUGCGCCGGGUCGCCACUUGUCUACCGAAUGUAGGCCCUUUGUCUUCCACUCCUUCAGCGAGCGUUUGCUUCGCGCUGCGGAGAUCUUUCUGGGUCUUGGUAUGACCUUGCGUGGCGUUCGUACUUGUGGGGACUACAUCUUCAGUGGACAUACCGCGGUAAUUACGAUGCUCAACUUCUUCAUAACUGAGUACACACCCCCGAGCUUCCACCAACUUCACACCUUUACUUGGAUUCUCAACGUAUUUGGUAUCUUCUUCAUUUUGGCCGCGCAUGAACACUACUCCAUCGACGUGUUCGUUGCGGUGUACAUAACCUCACGUCUCUUCUUGUACUAUCACUGGUUGGCAAACAAUCAUUUUCUCAUGCGCCAGGACAAGCAGAGAGCCAGGAUCUGGUUCCCCCUCUUCACAUUCUUUGAGUCAGAGGCCCGGGGCUCUGUUCCCCCUGAAUUCUCCAACCCAUUUCGGGGCCUCUUUCAAUUUCUGAAGUGUCAUCUUCUCCCCCGUCAUAUUUCGCGUAUUCUGAUUCCACCCCGAGGACCAUGUUAUUUUCACGAGAAGGUCAAUUGA